AAAAUCCGAACCAACCGGUCCAUGUACGCCCUUACUUUCCACCAGUUAUAAUCUUCCAAAGUUCCAAAUAAAAGUAGCAUACGCCUCCGCUUGAAUACGUAACAAAGCCCCAUAAAAUACACUCACCCCACUCAAACCUCUCACUGCUCUGUAACUCUCCAAACAAAUUAAGAACGCAACAAAAGGGAACACUAAGAAAGCAAGAAAAAGAAAAAGAAAAAAAAGUAGAGAUGAGCUUCCAGCGUUUCUACCAAACAUGGCUCGAUCAACUCAAAGAAAUAGUCCAUCAACUUAACCAAGCCCCUAAACCCGCCACCAAUGACCAACACCGUGAGUUGCACCAACAACCAGUCCAAAAAGUCAUGUCUCACUAUUACGAGUACUAUCGAGUCAAGUCCUUAGCUGCAAAAAAUGACAUCCUUUCCGUUUUCGCCGCGCCUUGGUCGACUUCUCUCGAACGAUCUCUCCACUGGAUUGCUGGUUGGCGACCAACAACUGCUUUCCACCUUAUUUACACCGAAUCCAGCAUUUUGUUUGAGUCUCAUAUCAUCGACAUUCUUCGUGGUCUUCGAUAUGGUGAUCUUGGUGACCUGUCGCCUGAUCAACUUCGCCGUGUUAGUGAACUUCAAUGUGAAGCAGUGCAUGAAGAAAAUGCUAUCGCUGAUGAACUCUCCGAUUGGCAGGAUGGUGCAAGUGAGAUAAUUGGGUUGAUGGGAGAUAUAGAUACGAAGAUGGAAAUGUUAGUGGAGAUUUUAGAGAAAGCAGACAAACUAAGGAUGAAGACUAUAGAGAAUUUGGUGGAGCUAUUAACGCCACAGCAAGCAGUGGAAUUUUUAAUCGCAUCGGCGCAUUUGCUGUUUGGAAUCCGUAGAUGGGGAAUCAAUCAUGACCGUCAAAGAGGGAAUCCAUGAAUUGUUCGUCAUGCAAAUUGGUGGACGAGUGACAAUGAAAGGUGUUAGCUAAUAAGCACUUGCUCACAUGCACAGAAAACUUGUUGUUUUGCCACGACACAAAUACGUGGCGCUCUGUUGAACAUUCUGUAAUACGUAAGCUGUGCUUUGAACUUA
Molecule: messenger RNA, 1067 nt
Organism: Lycium barbarum (goji berry)
Lineage: Eukaryota; Viridiplantae; Streptophyta; Magnoliopsida; Solanales; Solanaceae
Product: protein DOG1-like 4
Exons: 3
Coding region: 231-911 (226 amino acids)
Biological process (GO): DNA-templated transcription
Molecular function (GO): sequence-specific DNA binding
Source: RefSeq, a predicted model, not a curated record